GUCAAUGUUCAGAAAUCAGACAUCAUACAAUUUUGUAUUUAUUUUUAUUUCCUUAGAUUUAUAAAUAAAAUUGCAAAAUAUUAUAAUAUGAUUGAAACAAUUGAAUCUCCAAAUGAGAAUGAUGUUAAGUCGCUUGCUCCGGGGUCGUUUUUCAUUGAAAGUUUACAUUUUUAUAAUUGGUGUCAUAAUAAUAUGCGGAUACCUUUUGCCGCAUUAUAAAUUUUAUCCAAUAGCUCCUGUGACUAUAGCUCCCGUACUGGCUCAAUCGCGAAUAACAAAGCACUUAUCUAAAUUGGUUACUGUGGUGUUUCGUCAAUUUGAAGAUUUUGAGAACGAUGUAGCUGAAAGUGUUCAAUCUUUCGUGGCUGCGUAUCCAAAUAUUCCUGUGCUCGUUCUUAGCCAGGGGACACAAUACCCACCUUUCCAAUUUUCCGCCUCUAAUAAUACAUUACGUAAUGUAAAAAUAGUGUCCUUAGAGCUUAAGCUCGAUUCUUCUCCAAAGGAAUUGAAACCUUUAUCAUAUAUUUCAACAGAGUAUACAUUAUUCAUACCUGAUUCAACGAGGGUCUCCCGUCGUUUAUUACAGCAAUUAAUUACGGUUGCUACAAACAACCCAUCGCAAGGUGUAGCUGUUGCCGUUGGCAAUUCCCAUAUAACAUGUCAACUGGUUAAAUGGAAUUUUGUCGAUUGGACAUUGCAAUAUAGAAAAGAUGCAUCAAAGAAAAUGUGUGACGCAGUGCAAGGACAACAUGCGGUUAUAUUCAAAACAUCUUUGCUUCAAAUACUACCUGACCCAUUUGUGCUGCCCUUUCCUGAAGCUCUUUACCUCCAAACAGCCGUUAAAAAUAUUAAAAUACAAAUAUUAGAUGGUAAACUCGCUGCUGGCAGGAGUGUAUUAAAGACACCAAUAGCAAAGCAGAAAGCAUCAAGGCAUAUAAGAGACUAUAGAAUGACCCUCUACAAGCAGUUGGGUGUGAAGACUGUAAUAAGAGACGAUGGGAGGGUGCAGUGGUAUGGCUGUAAACGGGAGUCCCAACGAUGUUUUCCACCAGUGCAAGGCACUCCAUCGUACAUUCUAGAGGGGAGAAACACUCCGCCCUGUUGCAGAAGGAACAUAAGACGUACCGCUGCGCAUGUCCUUAGGGCUUUGUUGCAAGCUGGAGCCAGGUGUUGGUUGGAAACCACAUCGUUGCUUGGGGCUGUUGCUAGGGGCGAUCUGUUACCAUGGGCAGAGUACGCCGAAAUAGGCAUUCACGCAGGGGACCUGUCCAGAGUAUCUUGGCUUCAGCGAGGUGGCGCCGAUAAUGAUGGUUUCAUCUGGGAAAGAGCGACCAAAGGCCAUUACUAUAGAGUUGCUUAUUCCGCGACAAAUCGGGUGUACGUGCUUAUACUGCCGUUUAACCCAAAGAACGGGACUAUGUGGCCAGCAGAUUGGGUAAUGGCUCAUCAACGGGAAUUCCCCGAACGACAUUUGCAUCCACUUGCUCAGAUACAAUUCGCGGGUCGACAAGCGCCGGCGCCGAAUGACGCGCGCGCUUUCCUUGACUUGAAGUUAGGCGCGAAUUCUCUUGAGAGAUGUCAAAAAAUUGGUCCUAAACUCAUUUAUCCAUAAUAAUCGCAUUUAAUUACAUAAAACCCGGGAAAAUGACAUAGCAUUAGACUAUAUAAGAUAAUUUGAAGUUUUACUUUUUAAAAUUGCUACGCUACGCUUUGCAUUUAUUGUGGGUUACUUAUGUAUAAUGUAUUAAUUUACCAAAGAUUAGCACGUAGAAAAA
Messenger RNA from Zerene cesonia (dogface butterfly), 1775 nucleotides. Its product is annotated as fukutin-related protein. NCBI's taxonomy places the organism in Eukaryota, Metazoa, Arthropoda, Insecta, Lepidoptera, Pieridae. The transcript has 5 exons. The record is from RefSeq and is a predicted model, not a curated record. The coding region runs from base 113 to 1612 and encodes 499 amino acids. Gene Ontology annotation, biological process: protein O-linked glycosylation via mannose. Gene Ontology annotation, cellular component: Golgi apparatus.